Molecule: messenger RNA, 681 nt
Organism: Trifolium pratense (red clover)
Lineage: Eukaryota; Viridiplantae; Streptophyta; Magnoliopsida; Fabales; Fabaceae
Exons: 4
Coding region: 1-681 (226 amino acids)
Source: RefSeq, a predicted model, not a curated record
AUGACAUUUGCUGUUGGAUUUGCUUACAUGGAAUCUGAGAAGACGGACAAUUAUCAUUGGGCGUUAGAUAUAUUUCCACAUACUACUAAUAUGCUUUGUACGUGGCACAUAAUCAAAAAUGUGAAUGCGAGAUGCACCGUGCAAAUACCUAAGGAUAUGAAACAGAAGGUGAAAAAUUUGUGGAGAGAUGUUGUUGAAAGUCCGGAUGAGGUGGAGUAUCAGCAACGGUUGAAUGCGUUUCAGCAAGCAUGUGUUAAUUCAAGCAAUUUUGUCGAAUAUGUCAAUAACACCUGGUUGGCCCCUCACAAAGAACAAUUUGUUGAAGCAUGGACCAAUCGAGUGAUGCAUUUAGGAAACACAACGACUAAUAGAGUUGAGUCUGCACAUUGGAGACUGAAGAAAAUGUUGGAACACAGCAAAGGAGACUUAUGCAAGUGUUUGGAAGGCAUGAAUGACAACAUAAGACUAGAAGUUGACAAAAUAAAGAAGUCUUUUCAAAAAAGUUUUUACUAUACAGAAAAGACACAUAGCAGUCCAUUUUUUCAAUAUUUGAGAAACUUUGUCUCCAGGGCCGCUAUGACACUAAUUUCUGAUGAGAUGGAGAGAAUUGGCAUUGUUGGAACAAAUAAAAACUUGUGUGGUUGCAAACUUAGGUCAACAUCGGUGUACCGAUACCGUUAA